Megalopta genalis is the source of this 1671-nucleotide messenger RNA. RefSeq names its product tumor protein p63-regulated gene 1-like protein. Lineage: Eukaryota; Metazoa; Arthropoda; Insecta; Hymenoptera; Halictidae. The record is from RefSeq and is a predicted model, not a curated record. Gene Ontology annotation, cellular component: cytoplasm.
CGGAAGCCUCGCAUUAUCAGUCGAUAACACGUUAUCGCGGGCAAGUUUUGGUGCGAGGAUCAUGGCGCCUUGCAUGAUCACCUGAAAUGUCAAGCCGCUGAUCGGAGCCCGUCGCGGAACCGCUUUUUAUUGUUGCGACAAGGUUUGUCGGGUAACAAAACAUAUCAGGUGUGACGCAUCGCGGCAGUGACAGCAACGUCACGCGUAGAGUAAUUAGCCUGACAAGGUGUACCAGGGAAAACAAUAACCUCCAGCGAUGGACGAAACAUAUUUCGACGAAGGGCCAGCGGGAAAUUUUGAAACGACCACCCUGGAGAUUUCGAAGCAUCCUGAGGGAAACGAGCAAAAUCAGUCAACUUCUGAAAUUAAUGAAGAUAUUAACACUGCAAGGAGGAACUUGGAAAACCAGGGAAACACCUUCAAUCAGAUUCCAAUAACUAAGGAUGUCUCCAACAUCCCCUUCAAGCACAUAGACAUCCACUCGUUCUUUUCUGAUAGAAACGAGGUGGUGGAGAAGGCUCUGAAAGAUUGCCAGGACAGCUUGAUCAACGAGGAGGAAAAGGAUCUAGCUGGUAGUUGGCUACUGACUGAAAUAAGUUUGUGGGACAUUGAGAAGGAGAGACUAGUACUACUCACUAAGAAAGCAAUUUAUUCAAUAAAAUAUGAUUUCAUUUCGUUAAAAAUACUAGAGUACAAUCGAAUACCACUGUCACAGAUUGACACCCUAGUCUCUGGUGAACUAAUCUAUCCACCUGCAUCCUUAGCCCCACGAUUAAGUGGAUUGGCAGAGGGUGUGUCUUCGAUAUUUCAUUGCGCAGUCCGUCAAGAGUGGUCGACACUUACCUCUUGCGCCGGUCUUGCACAAUUCGAGUCUAGGAAAAGGUCAAUGUAUGGAGUAAGACUGUUGUGGAACAAGGGCGAUCCGUUGCCAUUGACCAAAAAAUGGAACCCGUUCGCGAAAAACAUACCGUGGCUCACGUAUUCUAGUCAUCCAUUGUUUUGGUACAAAGGAUCCGAAGCAGAGAAGGCGAAGUUCGACGUCGAGGGUUUGCACUCGACGAUACUAACAUUAUUGCCAGUAGAAUCCAGAGUGAAAACUGGCUCCAUCGUCAUAGAAAAUUACUUUGGUCUAGGUGCUCUGGUCCACAAUAGAAACGGAUUAGGCUUCUUCAAGAUCCGGGGCAAAGUUAGCUUUUAAUGGUUACGUUCACCAGGAAUUCCACAUUCGUCUCUUCAAGUUUUCCUAAAGAUUUCUAUUUCGAUUCUCAAAGUAUAUCUAUUUCGACAGUCCACAGUAUUGUUCGUACGAGGGAAUAUCAAAUCUCCUCGGUGGUAUCGUGGUAUGUAAACGUAAUUUAAUUUAUCAGUCUAUUCUACAUUGUUACGAGACUUCUGAAUUAUUAAACAAGAAAAAAGAAGAAGCAGGAACCAUGUAUGUUCUCCGUUUACGAUGAUAUUGUAAAUCUUCUCUACGUAUACAUGCGGAAUCUAGAUGUAUAUGUAUUUUUACUGUACCUGGCUGAUAGAAAACUUUACGAUAAGUUUACACAUCGUUUUAGAAUAAUUACUGUAUCUUCUACGUAUCAAACUGAAUUUUAUAGUUCUACACUAUAAAAAUUGUGAUUUUAAUCUUGCUUAUAUAAUAAUAAAGCAGAAAGUUCUAACGAAGAA